CCGGCUGGCGGCGGCUGUAGGCGGUGGACCCACGGCUCGGCUGGCGCCAACACCUCGUUCCUUCCCAGGCCACCGGUUUCCUUUUUGUUUCUCCGGGCGGCGAUGGUCGCCGGUCCGGCGCGGCGGCUGCGGGCGCACGGACUCCCGCGCUCCUAGUCACCUCUCGGGCCUCGACUCUCGUCCCGGGCAGCGGCCCGCGCCCGCCGCAGCCGAACUUGGGCUCGGGGAAGCCGGUGGACAGCGCGCGUCCUGCACGGGAGCCGGGGCAUGGUCUAACAGCCUGGUCAAGUUUGUGCAUCAGCCCCCAGUGGUUCUGACUCCUGCUCUGUCUUGGUCUCUGCUUGGCCCCAGGUAUAGUCGCCAGCCCCGGUCGCCAUGGGCAAGCAGAACAGCAAGCUGCGCCCUGAGGUACUGCAGGACCUGCGGGAGAACACGGAGUUCACUGACCACGAGCUGCAGGAGUGGUACAAGGGCUUCCUGAAGGACUGUCCCACUGGCCACCUGACCGUGGACGAGUUCAAGAAGAUCUACGCCAACUUCUUCCCCUAUGGCGAUGCUUCCAAGUUCGCAGAGCAUGUCUUCCGUACCUUUGACACCAACGGCGAUGGCACCAUCGACUUCCGGGAGUUCAUCAUCGCGCUGAGCGUGACCUCUCGGGGCAAGCUGGAGCAGAAGCUCAAGUGGGCCUUCAGCAUGUACGACCUGGAUGGCAACGGCUACAUCAGCCGCAGCGAGAUGCUGGAGAUCGUGCAGGCAAUCUACAAAAUGGUGUCCUCUGUGAUGAAGAUGCCCGAAGAUGAGUCCACUCCGGAGAAACGGACAGACAAGAUCUUUAGGCAGAUGGACACGAACAAUGAUGGCAAACUGUCUCUGGAAGAAUUCAUCAAAGGUGCCAAGAGUGACCCGUCCAUCGUCCGGUUGCUGCAGUGUGACCCCAGCAGUGCUAGUCAGUUCUGAGGGGACGGGCCUCUGGACAGUUGCCGAGAAGCACAGGCUUGUCUUGCCGUUUUCAGCUUUGCUUGCAAAAGUGGAUGCCCCUGCUGUCCUGUCUGCUCUCCCGGGACUGGGGCCCAAGCAACACAUCACACCUACCCGGCCCAGCUGGCUGCACCUUCCUCCUCCACCUGACCAGUGUGAUGUCCCUCCCCUCCAGUCCAGCCUGGCCCCUUCCAGAGCAACUCCCAGGGAUGUGAUUCCACCCAGGGUUCAUGUGUCCCCAGUUCCCGGGUUUUUCUCGGCCUGCAGACGACCCAGAGGUCAAUAUCAAGGAUACCAGGAGGAACCUUCCAGUAUCAUAUGGAGGCCAGCUAAUUUAUUUUGUGAUCCCAGGUGACUUGAUAGGCUAGGUGGGGAUGAAGACAGACGAAGAAUAGACAGGCAAGCCCUUCCCGUGCAUGGCUCCACCUCCCUUGUUCAUUUUCUGACCAAAGCCGCUUGCACGUAUAUAUACUGUGGUCUCCUUUCUUCAAAUAUAUAAGUUAUGUGUUUGGUGAAGUGGAAUGCAUCGUGUAGGUCCCGUAUUUAAUGCCUCUGAUUGCUUCUGAAGCAUGGACCCUUGUGGCCUGUGAUCCCUCCUCCGAACCUGACCUUUGUGGUAUUUAUGCAUUCCCAAUCUGCCUGGUUCUACAGGAGAUGCAUGCAUGGCUGGGGCUGUGGACACCCGCCUGUCCUCUGUGAUACGAACACAGGUGUUUGUGUGUGCUCUGUCUUCCCUUGUUGACUGGUCUGGCGUUUCUGGUAUUAAAUGAUCGAAUAAACGGA
This is a messenger RNA of Jaculus jaculus (lesser Egyptian jerboa), 1761 nucleotides long. It is a transcript of the gene Hpcal1, whose product is annotated as hippocalcin like 1. The record is from RefSeq and is a predicted model, not a curated record. The transcript has 5 exons. Gene Ontology annotation, molecular function: calcium ion binding. NCBI's taxonomy places the organism in Eukaryota, Metazoa, Chordata, Mammalia, Rodentia, Dipodidae. Bases 376 to 957 code for a protein of 193 amino acids.